Messenger RNA from Pelobates fuscus (common spadefoot toad), 2700 nucleotides. RefSeq names its product scavenger receptor class B member 2 (gene SCARB2). Gene Ontology annotation, biological process: protein targeting to lysosome; receptor-mediated endocytosis. The transcript is spliced from 12 exons. Bases 516 to 1973 code for a protein of 485 amino acids. Gene Ontology annotation, cellular component: lysosome; cytoplasm; plasma membrane. Gene Ontology annotation, molecular function: scavenger receptor activity. Lineage: Eukaryota; Metazoa; Chordata; Amphibia; Anura; Pelobatidae. The record is from RefSeq and is a predicted model, not a curated record.
ACAGCCCUGCGACUCACACAGGGAAGGAGGAGAAAUGAAACUCAGCUGUAUUAUUGAAGAAACCCAUUGCACAACAAGGAGGGAGGGAGCCAGCAGUGCCCGGCAGGACUGACCUAUACCCUACAUACUCUGCGAGGGUAUAUAUAAAAUAGCUUAUAUCCAGCCUCUUGCAGGGAUUGUAUGACUACCGGCUGUAACCUUGCAGAAAGAGAAGGGGGCAGGGAGUUGGCACUAAUCAGAAAGCACACAGGAGCAGCUCAGACAUACAAUAAUAGACCCCAAGAGGGCACAGUAAUUACAUUUAUAGUAGAGCAUUGCCUGGCACACACAGGGUGCACACUGGGAGCUGUGUGUGUUUCCCUCAGGGAUUGCUGGAUUCAGGGUGUGGGUCUUUGUCCUGGCUCACACAGUGCUCUCUCUCAGUCUCUGGCUGUAGUUGCCUAUUCUGCUCACUAGCCAGCCCCAGCCUGACGGUGCCCAGUGCCUGAUUUCUGAGUGUCACUGUGUGGGCAGCCAUGGCCAGGUGGACGAUAUAUGCGACUGGCACCCUGUCCCUGCUGCUACUCAUCGUUAGCAUUGCCUUGCUGAUUGCUCACACCUUUAUGGGCAUUGUUGAGGAGAAGAUCAAACAGGCCACGGUCCUAAAAAAUGGAACAGAAGUCUAUGAGGAUUGGGUCAACCCUCCACCUCCCAUAUACAUGCAAUUCUACUUUUAUAAUGUCUCUAACCCAUUGGAGGUUCUAUCUGGGGAGGCACCAGUUCUUCAAGAAGUUGGCCCUUAUACUUACAGGGAAUAUCGAAUCAGAGAAAAUAUUGUGUUUCAUGAAAAUGGCACUACCGUGUCAGCGGUUAAUCCAAAAACCUACAUAUUUGAAUCUGACAAGUCUGUGGGAAAUCCUCAAACAGACCUGAUCCGAACACUGAAUAUUCCUGUUGUGACAAUAAUGGAAAAGUCCAAAGAUAGUCUAUCUAUAUUAAAGCAAACAUUUGAAGCGGCACUCAGAAUUACAAAAGAGGGAAUGUUCAUCACUCGUUCGGUUCACGAUUUGCUGUGGGGCUACAGGGACCCAGUUCUUGCUAUGAUUCAUGCCCUGUAUCAAAAUAUUAGUGAAGAUUUUGGUCUGUUCUACCAGAUGAACGCCACAGGUGAUGGUAAAUAUGAAUAUCUGAGUGGGUCAGCAGACUACAUGGAAUUUACCCAGAUUCUGGAAUGGAGAGGAAGCAAAUCGCUUGAGUGGUGGACAUCUGACACGUGUAAUAUGAUUAAUGGAACAGAUGGUACCUCCUUUCAUCCACUGGUAGACAAAGAUGACACUAUUUACAUAUUUUCAUCAGACCUGUGCAGAACAUUGCCCACAGUUUAUGAAAGUAGCAGAACGGUGAAAGAUAUCCCAGUGUAUCGAUUUGCUCCUUCCCAGAAUACAUUUGCCAAUGUGUCUGUGAAUCCUGAUAAUGCAGGUUUCUGUGUACCAGCAGGCAAUUGCCUUCCAUCUGGCCUACUAAAUGUCAGCAAAUGCAAGCAAGGUGCUCCAAUUAUACUUUCGUCCCCUCAUUUUUACCAAGCUGAUGAAAGUAUCGUUAAGAGUAUAAGCGGCAUGAAUCCCAAGAAAGAGAAUGAUGAAACGUUUUUGGAUAUCAAUCCGCUCACUGGUUUAUUAAUUCAAGCUGCUAAACGAAUUCAAAUCAAUGUUCAUGUGAGAAAAAUUGAAGGAUAUGAAGCUGUUACACAAAACAUACAGACUCUGUAUUUCCCUGUGAUGCAUCUUAAUGAGAGUGUCCUGAUUGAUGACAAAUCUGCAGAGAAACUGUCAAAGAUUCUCUUAACUUCCAGAGUCGUAUCCAACAUCCCCUUCAUAAUCAUGGCGAUUGGAAUUAUAUUUGGUAUAGUAUUUAUUGUACUGGUUUGCCGAACAAACCGAGACAGGGAAGAGGGUUCUGAGGAAGAAAGGGGACCUCUUGUAAGAACAUCCUAAAAUGCCUGAUACACCGCUUAUAGACUAUGCAAAAUAGCCACAACCUGCACUACUACAAGAGAUGAUGGAUGGUCCUUUACACUGCAGAUACAGAAAUAACUAGUGGACAAGGAAACCGUGGAGUCCUUUCUUAAGCUACAUUUGUUUUGUCCUUCACUCUGUAUAGUUACAAUUAAUAAGUAUUUUACAGUAAUUUGGCAUGCUGCAGCCCAUGUGCCUCGUUUAUUAGAUGAUGCUUUUAAUUUGUUUUACAUUUAGGGUAUAUAGGUUAAGCAAUGCAAGAUAUUUUACAUUUGUGUAUAGAAUAAUACUGUGACUAUUAAAGGGAAGUUAGUCUGUUCUCCUUAGGAGAGAUGGAUGGCAUGGCUGUAAUUAAUCUGAUAAGAAUUGGUCACUAGGAUUUCAUUACUUUGCCACUAGAUCAGGGGUAGGAAUCCUUUGGCACUCCAGAUGCUGUGGACUAAAUCUCCCAUGAUGCUUUUCUAGCAUUAUGACUGUAAGAGUAUUUGGGAGAUGUAGUCCAAAACAUCUGGAGUCCACAGGUUACCUAACUCUGCCCUAGAUCCUCUUUCGUGGCAUGCUUGAUCUCAAAGAAUGUAUUACAGCCAAAACUCUCUUUAUAAGUUCCAUGAUCACAGAAAUGAAGGCAUUGGCCAAUACUCUUUAGAACAGAUAUGCUCCCAUUGUCCUCUCUAGAUAAAAUCUUCAGCUGUUGUCAGACUUACUG